UAUCGUCUCGCCCGUGAGAAUAUAACUGACCCAGUUUCCGAAGACAUCAUGGACAGUUUUCCUUACGAGGACAACUUGUCCGAUAACUCCUCAUUUGAGGUGUUCGGUGACGAGAACAAGAGCUAUGCAAAUGUGACAGGAAUCGAUGUUCUGCGGCUUCACGAGUCUCUUAAGAAGCGCAACAACAAGAAGCCUCCCUCUUGUACCAUCAACUUGACAAACCUUGGUCAUCCACAGUCGGCUAGUAUCGUCACCGAUCUGAGGGGAGAGCUUUGCAAGCUCAAACCCUUCAAGAUACAGAGCUCGUCGGGCUGUCAGUCGGUUCUUGGUGAGCAGGACAUGAACGUGUUGGCUACCACGUCACAGGAGAGAGACAACCGCUCUCGGUCGGCGAUGACCUUCUCAGCUGAUCCCAUUGACACUACGCAUUGUCACGACAACCCAUACAGCGGCAUGACCUCUGAGACUACCGUAAAUGCCAGCGCAGAAAAAGGACAGGACCACACUAUGGCAAUGCCGUUGGAUGGGAGCUGUAUCGCAAAGCGCAAGGAUCCUGUCAAGGCCCAGAAGUUCCAGAAGCUCGUUGAACGCCUUGUCGUCCAAGAUGCCAAAGAUGAAGAUGAUACUGGUGCAGACGGUAGUGACGCCCAUUUUCAGCAACUGGAUUUGGAUCUCGCAGGGUCACUGAACAACGGCAGCCAUACGAGCACCUAUCCGGAUGUCGCAAACCACCAUGCCAAUAGCGGAGUGUUUCACCAUAAGGAUUCGUCCGUCAGCGAGUGCUCGAACAUGGGCGCUACCCCGAACCCCAGCCAUGGCGGCUCCGAGGUUACGGCCGGCUCUAGUGUCAGCAAUUACAAUAUCAACAAUGGUGACUUCUCGGCGGAUACGGUCGAUGAUAGGGGUAACUGGAACUUCUCGAACCAUGACGGCGCCCAGAUGCAAUCGGACAAGCACAAGUUGAACAGCUUUUUUAAUCCCAAUGCCAACAAUUUUCAUCCCGCCCCGAAUGGCUUCAACCCAAAUGCUGCCUCGUUCGCCCCUAACAGUGCCAUCCCAAUGUCAGAUGCAGCUGCACAGGCCGUCGAGCAGCAGAAGAAGCAUCAGCUACAGCUGGAGUUGCAGCAGCAACAGCAGCAGCAACAGGCCCAGGCGGUAUCUCAGCUGGCACACCUUGCCCCCCAAGAGCAUCACGCAGCCACAAUCAACAUCGGUCACAAUGACUGGCUCAACCCUCACCGUCAUCAGCAGCGCCGACAGCCUCUUAGCAACAUCUUCCCCGAUACUAUGCCACCUCAUACUGCUGCUCCGGUUCCAGAUGUUGGCCAAGAUCUACUCAAUUCACUUGCUGCGCAGCACAUUGCCUUCCUGACUCAGCAGAACGCAAUUAUGGCAGCAACUAUUAGCCAGCAGAGCUCUGCCGCAUCGCUUGGAGCUCACAGCACUUUUGCUGGAAUCUCACCCUUUGGUCUCGCAGACCCUAUUAUUGCUCCCUUCAGUCAUCAGCUCCCCGGACCUCACAUACCCCCUUUUGGAGGCGUUGGUAGCAUGAACAAUGGAAUGCACACAGUCCCUCGCUUCCCUUCCCCGUUCCCCGGCCCGACGUUUGCUGGCCAUCAUGGCCAAGCCAGCCAGCAACAGAUCCAGACGCCCCGUCACUAUUAUGGAGCUCAUCCUGGUGGUUACGCCGGCGCCCUUGCCCCGCCGCCGACUGUGGGAAUGCAGCAAAGCAUGAACAAUACACAGCAUCCCGGAUACGUCCCGGUUCAGCAGCGCUCUCUUGUCUCGCUCGCUGGUGCACCGCCCCCGUCGCAGGUGCAUGCCCUGAGCUUGCCUCUGGCCAACCAGCAUCUGCUUAGAUUUGAUGCCGACGGCAAUCUCAUCGACGUCCCCAAGCCACGCGACCACAGCGACCCUCAGUUGCAAAUGGCGUACGAGGCAGCGAUCGAAUGGAAGAAGGCCAACCUGCCUGGCUAUGCGCAAUCGUGCCGAGAGCGACAGAACAACCGUAUCGCAAACAAGCUCCAGGGUGGACGUCAGAAUCAGGGCACACACAGGAAUGUGUACGCCUAG
Pyricularia pennisetigena is the source of this 2073-nucleotide messenger RNA. RefSeq lists its product as uncharacterized. The transcript has a single exon. The record is from RefSeq and is a predicted model, not a curated record. Bases 49 to 2073 code for a protein of 674 amino acids. NCBI's taxonomy places the organism in Eukaryota, Fungi, Ascomycota, Sordariomycetes, Magnaporthales, Pyriculariaceae.